Nicotiana attenuata is the source of this 1170-nucleotide messenger RNA. RefSeq lists its product as uncharacterized. Bases 1 to 1170 code for a protein of 389 amino acids. NCBI's taxonomy places the organism in Eukaryota, Viridiplantae, Streptophyta, Magnoliopsida, Solanales, Solanaceae. The transcript is spliced from 3 exons. The record is from RefSeq and is a predicted model, not a curated record.
AUGGAUGUUUCAGUUGAACUUCCGGAAGAGGUAUCAAUUGAAAUACCAGGAGGUAAAUGUAAACUGCAAAACGUUGAGUAUGAGUGGAGACCCUUGUACUGUCAAAGCUGCUUGAACAUUGGGCAUCAGAAUGGUGAAUGUAAGAAGACCACACUUGAAAAGGGAAAACAACAAACAAGGAAACCGAAGAUGGGCUGGAGAGUAAAAGAGAAUCAACAGCCUACAAAGCCAGCCACAAAUGCUGAAAAACAAGCGCAAUCAGAAUUGCCAAAAGAAGUAGAAGCAACAACUGGUGACCAAAAUGAAAAAGAUCAACACAUGAGUUUGGAAUUCCAGGUGCAACAGGCCAAGAACAGGGGCAAGAAAAAAUUAGAAAUCACUCAUGAACAGGAAGGAACAGUGUCCUUCGAGGGAGAUUCCUCCAUGAUCUUCUGCUCAUGGAACAUAAGGGGGCUGAAUAAGCCCUUUAAGCAGAAGGAACUCAAGACCUUCUUACUUACAAAUAAGGUAGUUCUGAUAGGUGUUCUUGAGGCAAAAGUAAAAGUUAAUAAAGCUGAAAAAGUGAAGAAGAAAAUGGGGAAUGAUUGGGAAAUAGCUGCUGAUUACACUCAAAGUCCAAAUGGUAGAAUAUGGAUUGCUUGGAAGCCUCAACAAGUGGAAGUGCAAAUAGUAACAUCUAUGCCUCAAUUUGUGCACUGCAUAGUAAACGACAAGGGAUCAACUUUUACUAGUCAGAUAACAUUUGUUUAUGGCUUGAAUACCAUAAAUGAAAGGAGGGCCUUGUGGCAAGGACUAAGGAAUUUGAAUAACAAUAUUGCUGAUCCGCAAAAUGGUAUCCCAAUACAUCCAAAUGAAGUAAAGGAUUUCCAGGAGUGUAUUGAAGACAUAGGGCUUGGUCAACUAAAAAGAACAGGGAAUCUAUUUUCAUGGAGUAAUAAGAGAGAUGCACAUGUUAGAAUACACAGUUUGAUAGAUUGGGCCUUUGGAAAUUCAAAAUGGUUUGAUGAUUAUGGACAAUUGGAAGCAGUUUAUCUUAGCCCAGAAUGCUCUGACCACUCUCCUAUUAUUGUCAACACUGGGAGCAGAAGACAAAACCUUCCUAGGCCAUUUAGACUACUUAACAUUCUUCUUCAAAAUGAGGAAUUCAAGGCAAUGACCAAAACUACAUGA